Bemisia tabaci is the source of this 426-nucleotide messenger RNA. Lineage: Eukaryota; Metazoa; Arthropoda; Insecta; Hemiptera; Aleyrodidae. The record is from RefSeq and is a predicted model, not a curated record.
AUGAGUUUAGGAAUAAAUUUACUUGCCAUACUAACUGAAAAAGCAGCAAAAAUUCUUGAUAAAAAUUAUGAUAUAGAGAUCGUAGAGUCUCACCACCGGAUGAAGUUAGAUAUUCCUUCUGGUACUGCUCUUAUGCUUGGUAAAACAUUAGCGGAAGCAAGAAAUUUAGAUUAUAAGAAGGACGUAAUUCAUAACCGCCAUGGUAAGAGACUAUCGGGCGAAAUUGGUAUCGCUGCAAUUAGAGGAGGACAUGUGUACGGAGAGCAUGAGAUAAUGUUUCUAGGUGAUAAUGAAACUAUCAGCUUUAAACACCAAGCUCUUAAUAGAGUAUCUUUUGCUGAUGGGGCAAUCAAGGCUGCAAUUUGGAUUGCUAGUAAAGAAACUGGUUUUUAUUCUAUGCGUGAUGUACUUAGUCAACUCGGUUAA